Messenger RNA from Penicillium alfredii, 969 nucleotides. Its product is annotated as ankyrin repeat domain-containing protein. The coding region runs from base 1 to 969 and encodes 322 amino acids. Gene Ontology annotation, molecular function: protein binding. The record is from RefSeq and is a predicted model, not a curated record. The transcript has a single exon. NCBI's taxonomy places the organism in Eukaryota, Fungi, Ascomycota, Eurotiomycetes, Eurotiales, Aspergillaceae.
AUGUCUAUCAACUCAGCAUCGAAGGUACUCCCGGAUGGACCAAAGCUUGGUUAUCUACUUUUGCGCCAUACUGGGAAAUUCCAAAAUGCCGACCUCCUGAAGAUGCUUCUCGACUUGGGAGCAAAUGUAAAUAUCGUCAACUCGGACGGUCAAUCCCCUUUGCUUCUAGCGACCCAUCGUGGCGACCUAGAAGCCAUUGAAAUACUGCUGGGUCGACCCGAUAUCGAUGUCCAGGCCAAAGAUCGAUAUGGAUCCACUGCGCUACACGUUGCUGCCCGGAAUAAUCAACUCCAAGUAGUGGACUUGCUUCUACAAGACCGACGAAUCGACAUCAAUGGGCUCGACAGGUUGGGGAACACCGCCUUCUGGUGGUCUUCAUGCCUCGGGCACGACAAAGUUAGCAAGCGAUUUCUGGACGAGCAGAGGCUGAACGUCAAUUUCCCAGGCAGCAGAUACGGUCUACGAACAACUGCGUUCUACCUUGCUGUAUACCGGAAUAAUCUACCACUGGUCUCCCAUAUGCUUGCAGCGACACAUCGGCCGCGACUGGAUCCAAACAUCCUAGGCGACCACCUAUGGAGCCCUCUUGGAACUGCAGCAUACCGAGGGUCCUACGAGAUGGUAAAGCCCCUACUAGGUGCGAAAGGCAUUCGAAUCAAUGCAGUCGACGAAAGCGAAGAUGACCCCCUCUGGCUCGCCAUCCGAAGGGGUUCACGGUCGGCAGUCGAACUUUUCUUGAGCGAGCGGGCUCGACUAGAUAUCAACUGCCAGAAUAACAAGAGCGGGGAUACGUAUCUGUUGGCUGCGGCUCGUGGCGGUGAUCUACACCUGGUAGACAUUAUACUCGGAUUUGGGGGCGUUGAUCUCAAUGCAAGAAAGCAACAGGGCGAAGGUGCACUGGAAGUCUCUUAUCGCCAUAAGCACGACCAAGUUUUUCAAAGGCUGACCGGUCAGGGGGCAGUGUAUUGA